AUGCUAGUGCAAAAGCGAUGGCUUGGCAAGGUACCGGCGGUUGGCACUGUUCUGUCAGCAUGGCCAAAGUUAGAGCAGAUCCUGCCCCCGUGGGCCGUCCUGAAGAGAAUGGACCCGACUCGCCCUCUUGCGGACCAGGUCCGUAAGGCCCGUGUGCUGAUCCCCACCACCGGCCUGGUGACCGCCCGCGACAUCCAGGCGGCCGAGGACCUUCGCCUGGUGGCGCAACCCGCUGCCGGGUACAACAACAUCGAUGUGGAGGCGGCACAGGCGAGGGGCGUGCCGGUCACCAUUGCGCCAGGAUACAACUCCCGCAGUGUUGCGGAGGUGAGCUUGAUGAUGAUCCUGAUGCUGAGUCGCAAGGUGGACGAGGCCAGGCAGGUGUUUGAGCGGCGGGAGCCCAUCGGGGGCCCCGUGGGCAGGGAGCUGUACGGCAAAACACUGGGUAUUGUGGGAAUGGGCAAGGUCGGCAAGUGCCUGGCUGCGGCGGCGCAGGGACUGGGCAUGCAGGUUCUCGGUGUCACCUCCCGCUCCCCCCGGCGCGACCUGGAGCACCUCCUCUCCUCCUCCCACAUCGUCUCACUGCACUGCCCCCUCACACCCGCCACACGGGGCCUCAUAGGGCCCACAGAACUGGCCCUCAUGCGCCCUGACGCCAUCCUCAUCAACGCGGCGCGGGGCUCCGUAGUUCAGCGCGACGCGCUGUGGGCGGCGCUGCACGGGGGCCGGUUGGCGGGUGUGGGGCUGGACACCCACUGGGUGGAGCCCGCGCCACGGGGUGAUCCGUUGUACGGCCACCCGCGUGUGCUGGCGCUGCCGCAUCUGGGCAGUAUCUCCGCUGAGGUGUACGACAGGUUUGCGGGAAUAUUGGCGGAGAAUAUCGUGCGAGUGCGGGAGGGGAGGGAGCUGCUUCAUCGGCUGUGCUGA
This is a messenger RNA of Volvox carteri f. nagariensis, 927 nucleotides long. RefSeq lists its product as uncharacterized. The coding region runs from base 1 to 927 and encodes 308 amino acids. NCBI's taxonomy places the organism in Eukaryota, Viridiplantae, Chlorophyta, Chlorophyceae, Chlamydomonadales, Volvocaceae. The transcript is spliced from 5 exons. The record is from RefSeq and is a predicted model, not a curated record. Gene Ontology annotation, molecular function: oxidoreductase activity, acting on the CH-OH group of donors, NAD or NADP as acceptor; NAD binding.